Molecule: messenger RNA, 696 nt
Organism: Arabis nemorensis
Lineage: Eukaryota; Viridiplantae; Streptophyta; Magnoliopsida; Brassicales; Brassicaceae
Source: the annotation of a GenBank genome assembly
AUGCUCUCGUGCACGACACUCAUGUUCAACUACAACAAUGACUUUGUAGCCGCAACAACAAAGGUUGGCUUGAACUAUGAUGUCCUUAACGCCUUUCGAGGGAACCGCAAUAUUGGAGUCGUUGUAGGAGUUAAGAACCAAGAUUUACAGGCUCUUGCGGUCCGCAACGAGGCUAUUAGUACAUGGUUCAUGACAAACAUUGAGCCUUACUUAGCUGACUCUCUUACCAACCUCGUCAAGUCGAGGAGUCUCCCAGUCUUAAUCAGCACGACGGUUGCUAUGACCAACCUUGGCCAGUCCUAUUCACCUUCCACCGCAGAUUUCACACCCCAAGCACACACAAUCAUGGUCCAAGACGGGUCAUUGGGUUAUUCAAACAUGUUUGAUGUGAUAUUUGAUGCGUUUGUGUGGGCAAUGGAGAAAGAAGGUGUGAAAGAUUUACCCAUGGUAGUAGCAGAGACUGGAUGGCCUUCUGCCGGUAACAGGAACUUAACAACACCAUAUAUCGCGUCUAGAUACAACAGAAAUUUUGUCAAACAUGUGGAUGGCGGUAAAGGAACACCGAAGAGGCCAAAAAAUAGCAUUGAUGGGUUUUUGUUUGCAAUGUUCAAUAAAAAUCAGAAACCAGGUGGAACUGAACAGAACUUUGGGUUGUACUAUCAUAUGGAUAUGAAGCCAAUAUACAAAUUGUUUUGA